This is a messenger RNA of Anneissia japonica, 1832 nucleotides long. Its product is annotated as glycerol-3-phosphate dehydrogenase [NAD(+)], cytoplasmic-like. The record is from RefSeq and is a predicted model, not a curated record. The coding region runs from base 192 to 1301 and encodes 369 amino acids. The transcript has 9 exons. Gene Ontology annotation, biological process: glycerol-3-phosphate catabolic process; carbohydrate metabolic process. Gene Ontology annotation, molecular function: glycerol-3-phosphate dehydrogenase [NAD(P)+] activity; NAD binding; protein homodimerization activity. Lineage: Eukaryota; Metazoa; Echinodermata; Crinoidea; Comatulida; Comatulidae. Gene Ontology annotation, cellular component: glycerol-3-phosphate dehydrogenase (FAD) complex; cytosol.
CAUUCGAGAUUCGAGCGUGUGUUCUGAGCUUGAGCUGCUUAACUCUCUCUCUAGAGUCUAAAGCACGUCCCUGGGUAAUUCGGUAUCGUGCUCCUCCGAUUCAUUUGCAGAGUGCAAAAGAGGUUUCGGUUUAGUUACAACAUUGAUUCAUUCAUUCAGCAUUUUGUUCAGUUUACAUUUCGUCAAUCGUCAUGGGGGAACAAAGUAAAGUAUGCAUCAUAGGAUCUGGAAAUUGGGGCUCUGCCAUUGCAAGGAUUGUUGGUGCAAAUGCAAAAAAGGGUGAUGAAUUUAAUAGCACAGUUAACAUGUGGGUAUUUGAGGAGAUGAUUGAUGGACAAAAACUUACAGAAAUUAUCAACACAACACAUGAAAAUGUUAAAUACCUCAAAGGCUACAAAUUGCCUGAAAAUGUGAUUGCAGUACCGGAUAUUACAGAUGCCAUUAAAGAUGCCAACGUCUUAGUGUUUGUAUUACCACAUCAGUUUGUUCCCAAGAUAUGUAAGCAGAUGAAGGGCAAGAUUGCACCUGGUGCUUAUGCAAUCUCAUUAAUUAAGGGUCUUAUGAGCACAGAAGGUGAUGCUGGGAUUGAACUCAUCUCCAAGUACAUCAAUCGAGAACUAGACAUUCCUGUUAGUGUGCUUAUGGGAGCCAACCUAGCACCAGAAGUGGCAGCUGGAAAUUUCUGUGAAACUACCAUAGGAUGCACUGAUGAAGUUCAAGGACCAACCUUAAAGAAACUCUUCCAAUCAGAAAGUUUUCGUGUUGUUGUAGUUGGUGAUUCAACUGCUGUUGAGCUAUGUGGUGCUUUAAAGAAUAUUGUUGCCGUUGGAGCUGGUAUUUGUGAUGGACUUAGCCUGGGAGACAACACCAAAGCAGCUAUUAUUCGAUUGGGCCUCAUGGAGAUGAUGGCGUUCGCAAAGGAGUUCUAUGAGGGUGUAAAAACAGAGACUUUCAUGGAGAGCUGUGGUAUAGCAGACCUUGUCACUACCUGUUAUGGUGGACGUAAUAGGCGCAUAGCUGAAGCCUUUGUUAAAACGGGAAAAUCAAUUGAGGAACUUGAGAAAGAAAUGUUAAACGGACAAAAGUUACAGGGACCACAAACCGCUCAUGAGGUGCAUUUUAUGUUGAAGAACAAGAAACUUGAACAGAGGUUUCCAUUGCUUACAGCAGUUUACAAGAUCUGCUAUGCUGGCAAGCCAGCUGAUCAGCUCAUACAGUGCCUACAUGACCAUCCAGAGCAUAUGGAUAUCGAGGAUUGUGCGAAGGUAAUUCGUACAUCGGAACCAAAAUCACGCCUCUGAGAUGAGCUGUGGAUGUUCUGAAUUUCCAGGAUUUGAGACCGAAUGAGUUGAGGAUUGGUUUAGGGGUUAAUCCAUGAUGGUCAUCAUUAGUGUUCACCUAUAACUGAUUAUAAUUACAGUAUUAGCACUAAUCAUAAUCAUAAUUAUCAACAAAGGAAUAUCUAGGGGUCUUUAAAAUGGGGGCCCCUCUGAUAAGGGCGAGAUGGUGAAGUUGGAGGAGGGGUGCUCAAUGUAAGUGGGGGGUGGUGCUAGCUCGCAAAGUAAGGUGAUAUGAGGUGAUUUUUAGCUACUUGAGUGUGAUUUUCAAUGUGGGAGGGAUGGGUGACUGGGGUGCGAGCUUUUUUGUGGGGAACCCCUAGAUACACCUGAUUAUCAACACCACCAUCAUAAUCAUUCCUCUAAUUGUCAGUAUCACUGUAGCGGUCCCAAGUUUAAAGAAGCCACUUUUGGGAUGGUUUCAAGAGUUUCAUUCAACACACAUUAUUUGAGGUCAUGCCUUGAGAAAACAAUUAAAAUACAUCAUACAAUGAA